CACCAAUUCACUGAAUAUCAGUUGAUUCAGUUUUUUAUCUUCAAUAUACCAACACCAUGACAGAUAUCGCGCCUGUGGAAGAUUGGAGCUGGGAAUGCCCUGAAGACCCAUGGCCCGCUGCUCCUCCUCCACCACCGCCUUUACCAGUGAUGCACCAGGCUCCACUUAAGGAAUUUUCGCUUGAAGAAUUCAAAGAAGAAACCGAGAUCAGCUUUGCCAUGGCCGAGGAAUUCGCCCGCCAGUCAAGAUAUUCUGAAGUGGCUCCGCAUCUGCGGUACUCCGAGUUCGAUGUCACCAUUCCCAUCAAAGAUCACUUGGAAGGUGACACGUGUCCCGUUGUGGGUAUAGAAUGCAAAGGGGCGAGGACUUGGAAGUCCUUGAAACGACACCUUCGCACCCAGAAGCACAUGGCAUAGGAGCAAGCCCUGGAGCGAGAGGCUGUGAACAAUCCUCCGGCACCAACACCCCAACCAACCUUCCGGCUUGUGCCAACCGUGUCCAUAUCUUUCUCGGCGCCAACCCCCGUCCCGAGCUCAGAUGAACCAACACUGGGCAAUGAUUCUGGUGAGGAGAUGGAGCUGGAUGAUCUAGAGACUCACAUACCACCCUCAUCUGAACUACCUUCGCUGGACAAGGAACGAGAAGUUCCCGACUCACAAGAGUCGCAGCCAUGGAGUUAAGGACGGAAUAUGGGUACACCAGACUCUGAGCACAUGUAGAUGAUGAGUGAUAGACCCUAUCAUACCAAUUUCUCUCCAAACCUGAAACUAUCU
Molecule: messenger RNA, 773 nt
Organism: Fusarium vanettenii 77-13-4
Lineage: Eukaryota; Fungi; Ascomycota; Sordariomycetes; Hypocreales; Nectriaceae
Exons: 3
Coding region: 57-416 (119 amino acids)
Source: RefSeq, a predicted model, not a curated record